This is a messenger RNA of Heteronotia binoei (common prickly gecko), 1262 nucleotides long. Its product is annotated as putative nuclease HARBI1. The transcript has 2 exons. Lineage: Eukaryota; Metazoa; Chordata; Lepidosauria; Squamata; Gekkonidae. Bases 255 to 1247 code for a protein of 330 amino acids. The record is from RefSeq and is a predicted model, not a curated record.
GCCACAAAUAUAAGGGGUUUUUCUCAGCACAGGUGAGGCCCUAAUUUGGUCCCCUGUGCUGAGUGUAACCAGGCUCUCUCCCCCUCCUUGAUCCCACAGGGACCCUUGGGCAGGUGGAACCGCGGGCAGGAGCCCCCCUUCCCCUCUACCCAGAGGAGGGCAGCUCUGACGACGAGGGCCUAUUGGACCUUGUCUAUGCCGCCAACCUCGAGAUCCACAGCAGGCGGCCACCCCGGCGGACCCGCCUCAUCCGCAUGCGCACCCACGAGCUCCAGGUGUCGGACGAGGAAUGCCUGACCCGCUUCCGGCUGGACCGCCAGGCCAUUCAGGAUCUGUGCACGCUGCUGGCGCCCUACCUGGACGGGGCUUCCGCAAGCCGCAGGCAUAUCCCGACCCUUCAGAAGGUGCUGAUAGCUCUGCAGGUUCUCGGGACCGGCUCCUUCCAGCGUAUGACGGGCGACAACCUCCGGGUGUCCCAGUCUUCUGUCAGCCGCUGCCUGGACGCUUUCCUGGAAGCCAUGCUCCGCCACGUGCACGAGCACAUCACCUUCCCCACCACCGACUCAGAGCUCCGGCGCACCAGGGAAGCGUUUUUUGACAUUGCCGGCUUCCCGAAUGUCAUUGGGAUAGUGGACUGCACCCAUGUGCCCAUCAUAGCCCCUGCAGAUAUGCCGGCGCUCUACCGCAACUGCCACAACUUCCACAGUCUGAACGUGCAGGCCACCUGUGAUGCGUCAGGGUGCUUCACCCACGUGUUGGCGAAGUUCCCCGGGAGCGUCCACGACGCCCGGAUAUUCCAGCUGUCCCAACUGCAGAGGCUCCUGGAGUCGUGGCCUGAAGGGAAGGGAUGGCUUUUGGGUGACAGCGCCUACCCUUUACGCCCUUUCCUCAUGACUCCGCACCCUGAUGAAGGCCCAGAACCCGUGGCGCGUUACAACGCCACCCAUGAAACAACCCGGAUGGUAGUGGAGAGGGCGUUUGGCCAACUCAAGAUGAGGUUCCGGUGCCUCCACUCCACUGGGGGCCGGCUCAUGCUCCGCCCGGAGAAGGUGGCCAAGGUGUUUGUGGUGUGCGCCAUGUUGCACAACAUGGCCCUGAGGCGUCAGUUGCCUAUCAUCAACGGGGGACAGGGGGUGGACACCGAGGUUCCCGUGCCUCCGUACCUGGAAACGGACGGUGUCGUGGAGCAGGAUCCUCGCGGGGGGGAAGUCCGGGAGCAGAUCAUUAGCAAUUAUUUCUCGCAAUAAAUUCAGCUUUGAGUA